Molecule: messenger RNA, 3417 nt
Organism: Suricata suricatta (meerkat)
Lineage: Eukaryota; Metazoa; Chordata; Mammalia; Carnivora; Herpestidae
Gene: SLC19A2
Product: solute carrier family 19 member 2
Exons: 6
Coding region: 94-1566 (490 amino acids)
Biological process (GO): transmembrane transport; vitamin transport
Cellular component (GO): plasma membrane
Molecular function (GO): vitamin transmembrane transporter activity
Source: RefSeq, a predicted model, not a curated record
GCUGGGGCAGCGUUCGAGCAUCACCGCGACGGGCGGAAGACGAGAGGGAGCAGCUAGGCGCCGGGCCGCGUCCCCGCCCUCCGCACCGCGCGAAUGGCUGUGCCGGGCCCGGUGUCCCGACGGGCGGCGGCCACCGCGCUCCUGCGUACGGCCCGCGUUCCCCGCGAGUGCUGGUUCUUGCCCACCGCGCUGCUGUGCGCCUACGGCUUCUUCGCCAACCUCAGGCCGUCCGAGCCCUUCCUGACCCCCUACCUGCUGGGGCCGGACAAGAACCUGACCGAGACGGAGGUCUUCAAUAAAAUUUAUCCAAUAUGGACUUACUCAUACCUGGUGCUGCUGUUUCCCGUGUUCCUUGCCACAGACUACCUCCGGUACAAACCCGUUAUUCUGCUCCAGGGACUCAGCCUGAUUGUCACAUGGUUCAUGCUGCUCUAUGCCCAGGGACUGCUGGCCAUUCAGUUCUUGGAAUUCUUCUACGGUAUCGCUACAGCCACUGAAAUUGCGUAUUACUCUUACAUCUACAGUGUGGUAGACCUGGACAUGUACCAGAAGGUCACGAGUUACUGUCGCAGUGCCACCUUGGUGGGCUUUACCGUGGGCUCCAUCCUUGGGCAAAUCCUCAUCUCCGUGGCAGGCUGGUCCCUGUUCAGCCUGAAUGCCAUCUCUCUUACCUGUGUUUCGGUGGCUUUUGCCGUGGCCUGGUUCCUGCCCAUGCCCCAGAAGAGCCUCUUCUUUCACCACGUUCCUUCCACUUACCCGAGAACGAAUGGCAUCAAGGCACAGAAUGGCAGCCUUGUAACCAACACCCCUGCCUCGAACCACCUUCCUGGCUGGGAGGACAUGGAGUCAACAAUCCCUCUAAAUACGGAGGAGCCGGAACCCGCGCCAGACCGGCUCCUCGUACUGAGGGCCCUGUGGGACGACUUCCUGAGGUGCUACUCCUCGCGGCCGCUGCUCUGCUGGUCGGUGUGGUGGGCCCUCUCCACCUGCGGCUAUUUCCAGAUCAUCAACUAUGCACAGGGCCUGUGGGAGAAGGUGAUGAUGGCCUCUCCCAAGGCUGCCAUCUACAACGGCGGCGUGGAGGCGGUGUCCACCCUCCUGGGCGCUGUUGCUGUGUUUGUCGUCGGUUACAUAAAGAUAUCCUGGUCAACCUGGGGGGAGCUGAUGCUGUCUCUGUUUUCUCUGCUGAUCGCUGCCGCAGUGUACGUCAUGGAUACCGUGCCGAACAUCUGGGUGUGCUACGCGUCCUACGUUGUCUUCAGAAUCAUCUACAUGUUGCUCAUCACUAUAGCAACUUUUCAGAUUGCUUCUAACCUCAGCAUGGAGCGCUACGCCUUAGUGUUUGGUGUGAACACCUUCAUCGCGCUGGGCCUGCAGUCUCUGCUCACUCUCAUCGUGGUGGACAGCAGCGGCCUUGGCUUAGACAUCACCACUCAGUUCCUGAUCUAUGCCGGUUAUUUUGCACUCAUCGCUGUGGUUUUCCUGGCCAAUGGUUCCAUUAGUAUUAUGAAGAAAUACCGAAAGCAAGAAGAUGCAGAAUCAAGUUCUCAAGUAACCACUUCGUAAUAACCCUGCUGCUGAGCUGCUUCUGAUAAAACUCUCUGCACAGCAACUGUGCCUGGAUAUAUUUAAGUUUGUAGAAUGCAGAUGUGUGUGUAUGAAUGUGCUUUUUAAGGCUACAAAGCAGCCAGUUGACUCUACCUUGUGCUCCUGGAGUAACCAUACUGUUUAGGGUAGCCAGAGGUGAUGUUUAUCUCGUGGAUUAUUUAUGAAAGCUAAUUUAAGGAUCACUUUCUUCCGAUACAAAAGCGAACUUGAUUUUGAAAACAGGGUAGUCAAGAGCACUCAGGCAACACGUGGCAUUUAUACUUUAUCGGAAGGGAGUCUCGUGCCUCCAAGGUUAUGUCGCUUCUCAUGGCAGGAGGGGGGGGCGGGCAGGGCUCCACGGACUGCAGGAUACUAUGUUCCAGCAGCUCCUGGGUCUGUUCAGCUUCCUUCGUCUCUCUGUGUUAUUCGUGUGCAUUUGUGUUUCUACGGAUGAAAGUUGUUUUUAUCACUGCCAGUAUUUGCUCUGGUUUGGUUUUCUGCACUACAGGGAAUGUAGGUCAUUUCCAAUUUUAAGUUAUUUUUAAAACACUCGUGUGAACAUUCUCUGUUUCCAUCUUGACAAUUUUGUAUUUGUGUGGAUUGUCUUUGGAAGUCCACUUUUGCGUUAUUCAUAUGCUUCCCAGAGAAGCUCAUGUAUUUAGAAAAUAAGGCAAGUUUUGAGGCCUGUUAAUCGAAACGAAGAGACCUAAUCAGCAAACUUAAGUUACGUUUGCCUGUCUUUUAGUUUUCAGUAUGAAGGAGGAUUAAUUAUAUGAGGAGAAGGUAAUGUAUGCGCCAAGGAUACAACUACCCCAGCCGGGUCCCUUUUCUUUCCAAAGUAAAAUGAAGUCUUUUUUUGAUAUCUUCAUUCCUGUUUAUAAUUCUUAUAUUAUUUGUCCUUAUCCAAGAUCACGAUGUCAUUAGGAGUUAGAUUUGUUGAAUUGUUAUAAGGCCUUUUCAAAAACUGAGACUCUUUUUAAUUAUUUCAGUGGGACAGGGACUAGGGUAGACUUGAUACCUGCAUUUUGUACAUUAAAUCUGCCUUUGUUUCUAAGGGUGGAUUAUCUUGGAAUAUCUGCUUAAAAUAAUAACUGUUAGUGAUCCCAUUUCCAGGGUACUUGGAAAAAUGUGGUGUAUACACUUAAUUCUGCAAUUAGUCUCCUGAGUGGUUGCUAGUGUAUAUGUUAUGUGAGUCACGAAAACUUUUUUAAAGCCAACUUUGUUGCCUUAUCUUGAGAAAAAUCUAGGCUAAUUUAUUUAGAAUAACACAGGUAAACCAUGCGAAUACUAGUUUCAAGAUUCCAAAAUUGACAUAUUCAUUUAGUGUCAGUAGGAAUUCUAGAAGUAAAUGAAGAUAAGUAUAGGUACUUUUCCAUUCACCUUCCCUUCUGAUCAAGGGAAAGAAAAGAACACUAAGGGAAGGGGAAAUUAUGUCAUGAAAAUACAGCCUCUGAUUUUGUAUUUUAUCUUUGGUUUUGCUACACAGAGAAUUGUUUACUCAGAAACAAGUAGAAAAGUGAUGUUCAAGGGAUUUUAUAUAAUGUUUUUUAAUAAAACAGGCUGUGGUACAAUCAAAUUGUUCAUGUUACCAAAGCAAUAUCUCCCUAGAAUUUAAUUCAAAGUGUGCGGUCCACAACUGGAGCCUUUACUUGCUGAAGACAAUAAUAGGUUCCUGUCCUGGUAUGUGGCCAUAUUUCUAGAAUGCUGAGCCAAUAUGCAGGUUGUGCUGUGUGCAAUUUUACAAAGACGUGAAGAAAAUCUAUUGUAGAUUUUAUCCAAUUCUGGAUAGAUUAUAAAAUUAUUUUUAUUAAAUAAAUCUUUUACAUCAUA